AUGCGGCAUUAUAGGCUUGGAGACGAGUGGCUGGAUGACUGUGAAGAGGAAAGGAACCUGGGGGUUGAGUUCAGACACACCACGGGAAGAAGGGCAGCAGGAGACCUUUCUGCCCGGGAAGCCCAGGAAGAAGGAGCUCUCCAGGAGCUGUGCAUGGACAUCCUGGGAUCACUGGACGUCUCUGUGAGAGGGAUGUCCAAACUCCUGUGGCCGCGGCUGCUGUUGUUUGUGGUGCCAGCGCAGUACACAGGCAUGCUGAUCCCAGUCUCCCGCUGUGUCUGUGCCCUGGCUGAGAAAGAGGAGCUGACAGGACGGCGCAUAGAACACCUGGAUCCCCAUUUUGUCAGCUCCAUGUUUCAAGGCCCACUGCUGACGCUCCAGACCCUGCUGGUGUGCCUGUUGGUGGUGGCAGGCAGCCCUGGUGCAGGGAGCAAACUCCAAGCUGCUGCCUUACUGCUGAUGAAAAACCUUCACAGCAGGUUCCAUAGAGCUGUGGGGGCCAUGUGGGCUGCCGAGAUCCCCCUGCUGCUGCAGUGCCUCGAAGGUAAAGGCAAGGGAACAUUGUCUUCUCCUGUUCUCCAACAGUUCCUGAGGGCAUCACUGGACACAAUAGAGGAGAAGGCAUGGAUCGAGGCCCUGAGCUGUGAGCUGAGCCAGCGGCUGAGCAGCUCUGCCAGCAGCUCUGCAGAAAAGUCGUUCCUGUACAAGGCUCUGGGCACAGAGCUGGGAUCCUGCAAGGGAGUCCUCCACGUGCAGGAGAAGCUGCUGCAGCACCUGGAGGAGGCAAAUGCAGAGGAGCCACGUGAGGCCCAGGGAAUCAUCUCUCUUCUCAGCCAUGCUGCUGAGAACAACUUCCACACAGUCCUGGCCACGCUCACCAUGUUUGCGUCCAGGCUGUGCAAAGGCCGCAAUGCCAGGAUUUCCAGGCGCAAGAAGAUGGAGCUGGACAGCAUGAGAGCUCAUGCCACACGCAGCGCUCUCAUGCUCGCCCACGGCAGUGUGGCACUGCAUGCCUCCAAAGAACAGCUGCUCGCCCACCUGGAGGGAGACAUCGUGGGCAACGUCCUGAUGCUCUACAGCUGCAGCUGCCAGGACUUGCAGAACAACCUUGCUCUGGUGCAGAGCAUCACUGACUGCAGCUCUGCCUUCCAAGCUGUGGGUGGUUCUGCAAGCUUUAACCCCUCCUUGAAGAGCAAGCUGCUGGAGAUCCUGAUGGACCUGCUGAAGAAGUAUUACUCGGGCAUGCCUGUCUCCCCAAUGCCUCUCAAGGCGGUUCUGGCCCUGGAGCAGUUGAGCAAGCUGAAGCCUUCUUUCGAAAGCAAGGACCUGCGUGUGAUGUUGGUCCUGUGCUGCAAGAACAUCGUGACAUAUCCUUCAGCAGAGAAGGCACACUCCUUGGUGGGAUUGCUGGCGCCUCUGACGUGUGACCCCAUGCCUGCAUCCCGCCAGCUGGCCGUCACCUGUUUGAGCUCCCUUCUGCGAAUCCAAGCCAAAACAGUCAACACAGUCAUUGAGAUGGGUGACAUCGGGAGCCUGUGCGAGGGGCUGCAUGCCUGCAGCAUCACCUCUCAGCUCCAGACCACAUCCAAAAUGGCAAGAAUCGUGUGCAGAAACUUCCCCCUAGAACGCACCGUUGACUUCAUGGCGGCCAUCAAGGAGACGAUCGGGAAAGCCAAUGGAGUGCGCGUGCGUGCGUGUGGGAAGUGGAUGACCACCUUCCUGCAGAUGCACGGGAAGGACGUCUGUUGGAACGUGCCUCCGAUCCUCUACAUCCUGCGCAGCAUCACAUCGUUUGCGCAGCAGAGCACGUUCCUGCCCUUCCUGUGCCAGGCGGUGGUCAUCCUCACCCGCUGUCACACUGAGGCCGUAAUGAACAACUUCUCCCGGCCGCUUGGGCCAACAGACAGUGAGACGUGGAAAAGAAUAAGAGAGUUUUGCCUUCAACGCUGGAGCCGGUAGAAGAACGAAGAGAAAGACAAAGAGGAAGAGGAAGAGAGGAGAAGGAGAAGGAGAAGGAGAAAAGGAGAAGCAAGGCGAGGCGAAGUGAAGUGACGAGAAGCAAAGCGGAGAAACAUAGAGAGAAGAGAAGCGAAGCAAAAAGAGAAGCGAAGGAAAGCGAAAAGAUACCAUUAAUCACAUAGAGAAUUGUAAUUGUAUUUGAAUUGUAAUUGAAUUGUAAUUGUAACACUAUUAUUAUUAAUAUCUUUAAUAAU
Messenger RNA from Lagopus leucura (white-tailed ptarmigan), 2213 nucleotides. RefSeq names its product maestro heat-like repeat-containing protein family member 2B. The coding region runs from base 1 to 1959 and encodes 652 amino acids. The record is from RefSeq and is a predicted model, not a curated record. Gene Ontology annotation, cellular component: cytoplasm. The transcript is spliced from 18 exons. NCBI's taxonomy places the organism in Eukaryota, Metazoa, Chordata, Aves, Galliformes, Phasianidae.